AUGGCUACCACACAGGCAACCGGUUCACCAGAAGAAUAUGGACCAGGGACGUACGUCGACACGACCUUCACUCCGGUGCCCGAGGAAUGCAAACGACUGUUGAAGGUCUUCGCGGCCAAAACCCCGGGAUUCACGCAGGAUCCAGCCCUGCUUGAUGGAGUAAAAUUCGAAGGCGACGGUUUGCCUUGCAUUCCCGGACCGAUCAAGGCGCAGGCUGUGACAGCAGUGCUGCAUGCGAUGGUUGGUAUUGUGGGUCUUGAAAUGCUCCAUUUGCGCGGCGACGAUACCAGCACGACAACGUACGUCAACCCCAACCAUGCAGGACUAUAUCCCGCCACUCCUGCGUUGGUAAGCGUCGACGGACAGACGGGUCCCUCCGUGAUUGCUUUGCCGAGCGUGCCUCAAUGGGACAAAGACCGUCAAUCCGGCUCUCCCUUGGUCUAUCCGACUGCCGAUGAGGGCAUCUGGUUUCAGCUUCAUGGCUCCCUCGACCCAUGGAAGGCACCGAUUGGGCAGGGAUUCCGCGUAUAG
Molecule: messenger RNA, 531 nt
Organism: Aspergillus melleus
Lineage: Eukaryota; Fungi; Ascomycota; Eurotiomycetes; Eurotiales; Aspergillaceae
Exons: 1
Coding region: 1-531 (176 amino acids)
Source: RefSeq, a predicted model, not a curated record